Molecule: messenger RNA, 555 nt
Organism: Aegilops tauschii subsp. strangulata
Lineage: Eukaryota; Viridiplantae; Streptophyta; Magnoliopsida; Poales; Poaceae
Source: RefSeq, a predicted model, not a curated record
AUGGCGCCCGCCGCAGCUCGACGCGAGGCCACCAACGGCAGCCCGCCCAACCAUCGACAAGGAGCGCGAAGCCAACCCGCACCCGCAGCCAAGAGCACUCACCGGGAGAGCCACCCCGCGCCGCUCGCCGUCGUCCAGGGGCCGGAACAGGGGAGCCCUGACUGGAGGUCGGCCAGCACGCACCACCAGCUCGCGCGCCCGCCCCGAGCCCGUCCGCCGCGCCACAUGCCACAACAGACGUGCCCACCCUGCCGGAGAGGCGCCGCGCGCCGCCCCCGUCCGCCGGCCCACCAGAUCUGGCCGAGCCCAGACCAGGCCGCCACCGCAUCCGCGAGCAAGAGCCACCUCGUGAAGCCCACCGCGCCGCCACCAGGCCCUCACUACCCCGCCGCCAGGGCCCGCCGCCACGCCUCCGCGCCCCUCACCAGUGCGAAGCUCGGCCGGACGCCAUCGACCCGCGCCAACAACCUCCGAGCGGGAUGGAGAUGGAGCCCCGCCGCCACCGGCACCGGCGGGCUUUGCCCGACAGCAAGACAAUUGCGCCAGUACAAUUGA